Messenger RNA from Rhododendron vialii, 1128 nucleotides. RefSeq lists its product as uncharacterized. The record is from RefSeq and is a predicted model, not a curated record. Lineage: Eukaryota; Viridiplantae; Streptophyta; Magnoliopsida; Ericales; Ericaceae. The transcript has a single exon. The coding region runs from base 1 to 1128 and encodes 375 amino acids.
AUGAAGUAUAUUUGCCCUCAAUGGAAUUUUGUGAACAACUACCCUCAAGCUUCAUUGGGCAGGGUCUUUGUGUGUUGGGACUCAAAUGUUCUCCAAAUCCAGGUUAUUGAUCAGUCAGAUCAGUUUAUCCAUUGUGAAGUGCAGCCUAAAUGUGGAGACCCAUCCUUCUUUGCAACAUUUUUGUAUGGAGGGAACAUUUUUUUGAAUAGGCAAGCCUUAUGGGCUAGUCUGCAUCACCUAAGUACUACAUCCCCUUGGAUAGUGCUUGGCGAUUUCAAUGUAAUUAGAUUCCCUAGAGAAAAAGUAUGGGGCAUUGUUUCUUGGCCUUCUUAUAUGGAUGAGUUCAAUAACUACUUGUAUGCAUUACAACUUGAUGAUCUUAGGUACUCUGGCUACUUCCUUACUUGGGCUAACAAGCAGGACCCCAUUCAUUUUGUUAGUACGAAACUAGAUCGAGUGCUAGUUAAUGAGCAUUGGAUGAGGGUCUUUAAUUGUUCCUUUGCUCAUUUUCCCACUCCUGGGAUAUUUGAUCACUCCCCAGCCAUUACAACCAUCCUUCCUGGUCCUAGGAAAUCUAGCAAACCUUUUAAGUUUUUUGAUUUCCUGGCUGAUCAUCCGCAGUUUAUUACUGUGGUGCAAAAGGUUUGGCGGAGAGUGGUCAUAGAGAAUCCAAUGUUCUCUGUUUGUGAGAAGCUCAAGAUGUUGCAAGGUGAGUUUAAGUUAAUUAAUACUGGAGAUUUUAGUGAUGUUUCUGCUAGGGUUGUUGACACUAGACAACGCCUAGAAACUUUACAACAUUCCAUGAGUUCCCAUAACCAUGUUCCUUCUUUGAUUAGUCAGGAAAGAGUGGUUUAUAAACAACUUCUCACAAUGCUUAGAGCGGAGGAAAGUCUGGCUAGACAAAAGUCUAGGGUUCAAUGGUUGAAGUUGGGGGACCAAUGCACUUCUUAUUUCUUCAAAUUUGUGACCAAUAGAAGAAAUAGAAGUAAGUUAACCAAUUUGGUUUUAGAGGAUGGGUCACUCACCCAUGACAUUGAGGUCAUUAAGUCAAGUUUUGUUACCUUUUACACAGACUUGCUAGGUACUGCCCAUUCUGAUUCUUACCAUGGGCAUAGCAGAAUCCAGUAA